GGGUCACUGUACGUCCACGUGUCUUGUCCUAUUCAGCAAGUAGAUGGCGUCUUCCCGUAACACUCACACACACCCGCUCAUCCCUACCGAAAAGAUAGCUGAGUCACAUCUCCACACGCGCUCAUUCAGGACACUUCCGAGGCUGUUUUUCGCGGGGUCUCGCGCUCGAACACAAUGCUGACGAUCACUCUGAAGACGCUCCAGCAGCAGACAUUUAAAGUGGAGAUAGACGAGGAGCUGACGGUAAAGGCUCUUAAAGAAAAGAUACAGGAAGAAAAGGGGCAAGAUGCUUUUCCAGCUGUCGGUCAAAAACUAAUCUAUGCAGGCAAAAUUUUGAAUGAUGAUAUACCUCUAAAAGAAUACAAAAUAGACGAGAAGAACUUUGUCGUGGUGAUGGUUACAAAGCCUAAAUCUGCCACACCUCCACAAGCUCCUGCUCCAGUUAGCACAUCUCUCGCCGAAACCCCCGUCCAUCUACCCACGACUCCUGCCGCCUCCACAGUGCCUGAAUCAACCCCUGCUCCCGCUCCUGUAGAGCCAGCGCCCAUCACAGCGCCCCCUGCUGCAUCGGAGGCUGCUGCCGAAACGCCCGAGACUCCUGAGACUCCUGUUAGCGAGACUCCUGCUCCGAUCUCAGAAGAGGAGAACCAGGCCGCCCAAGAAGAGCAGGCCAUCGCCCAAUCAGAAGCCAGCAUUAUAGAUGAGUUGGGUCUUUUAGAAGCAGCUGCAUCCAUACUAGUUACGGGUCAAGCGUAUGAGAAUUUGGUGACGGAAAUCAUGUCAAUGGGUUAUGAGAGGGAACAGGUUAUAGCCGCCUUACGAGCAAGUUUCAACAAUCCGGACAGAGCCGUGGAGUACCUGCUUAUGGGUAUUCCCACAGAAUCCGAGCAGCCGCCACAAGAAGUGGUUCAGCCCAGUGCCGUGUCCAACCCCACCCCCCCUGCCCCACAGCGACCUCAGCCUCCACCCGCCGCCACACCCGCCGCAGCCGCCGGUGAGGAGUCCGGAUCGGCGCCGGUGACGGCGAACCCGCUAGAGUUCCUGAGGAACCAGCCGCAGUUCCAGCAGAUGCGGCAGAUCAUCCAGCAGAACCCGACGCUCCUGCCGGCGCUGCUGCAGCAACUGGGCCGAGACAACCCGCAACUCCUGCAGCAAAUCACGCAGCAUCAGGAGCGGUUCGUGCAGAUGUUGAACGAGCCACACGCUGUCGAGGCCGGAGCCGCCGGAGCCGCCGAAGCGCCCAGCGAACCACAGAGGAACUACAUCCAGGUCACGCCGCAGGAGAAGGAAGCCAUCGAGAGGUUAAAAGCUCUGGGUUUUCCCGAGGGACUCGUCAUCCAAGCCUACUUCGCCUGCGAGAAGAACGAGAACCUGGCCGCGAACUUCCUGCUCCAGCAGAACUUUGACGACGAGUGAACGCGGAGGACACCCGGCGGAGAGGAUGCGAGCGUGCGCAUGUUGUGGUGCGUUGUGUGUGAAUGUGUGCGCUGACGCGAAGAGGAAGUCGACUGAUCUUCCAUGAUGGUUGUCGUGGAGUUUAAACUGAAGCCAUGAUGUGAGGUUAUAGCCAAUAUCAGCACAGCGUUUUUAUUUUGAUAGAUAUAGCCGAUCCUCCACGAUGGGGUGUCUGUUGUCUGUCUGGUUUCUGCUGCUAUCACUGCUGUGUGCGUCGAGCGAGUUAAACCCCGGCCAAGCUUCAUUUUUCGCCAUCAGAAUUAAUGUUUUUAAACUGUAGUAUUAAUAAAUAGGCGAUUUAGUCAAGCUAGAUGCCAAAUUUAGUUUGUCGCCAAUGGCGUUGAAUAAAUAUGGCGUGUGCUCUAACUUCUCUAACUGCCAUUUUAUGUCAUUUUUAACGUUUCAUCAUUUCCUUUCCAGCUUUCAUUCAGUGGAUGCCACACAGUAUUUUGAGCCCACAGUAUCGAUGGUUGAGAAUGCAGUCGGCUACUUACAGUAACUCGAUUUUAUUUCUGUUAUGUUUACAGUCUAACCAACAUAAAACCAGUUUGGUAUGCAGUAGAAACUCAUGCAGUGGUUUUGAACGGAGCCCGAAAUGCUGCAACAAUCGUAGGUAAUGUAUGUAGUGAAGCAACUGAAUGUGAUCGAGUGUCUCAGCGCGUCUCUAAAACCUCAUGAAAAUAUGCAUACAUGUAAUUUAAAUAUUUGUACAUAUUUGAGUGGAGGAGAAAAAAGAGUGUUGUCUUGGUCUCUGUUGUACACGUGAGACAGUGCCAAACGAAAUUAGAAACUGAAAAUGGGAGAAAUUGCUGUGCAGUGUUUAAAGUGGAUGCAGAAUGCAUAUAUUUUUAUAUAAAUGAUGUGUCCUGCUCCUAUGGGUUUGAUUUGUAUAGAGUUAAAAGUGCUGGAAGGGUGUUAUUUUUAACAGGUAUAGGCAAGAGUCCUGUUUACACUAUGUGAUGUAGUUUUGAGUUUUUAUCUCAGCGUUUUGUAUACUUUCUUUUUUUUUUUGUCUGAUGUGUAGAAAGUAAACAUGACAGAGUUUGGUCUUAAGCACAAAAUGGUUUGCUGAGUGGUUUAUGAAUGUAUUGUUUUAGUGGUGUGUGAAAUAAAUUGCUUUUAAAAAGCUUAA
Messenger RNA from Pimephales promelas (fathead minnow), 2587 nucleotides. The record is from RefSeq and is a predicted model, not a curated record. Lineage: Eukaryota; Metazoa; Chordata; Actinopteri; Cypriniformes; Leuciscidae.